Equus caballus (horse) is the source of this 2102-nucleotide messenger RNA. NCBI's taxonomy places the organism in Eukaryota, Metazoa, Chordata, Mammalia, Perissodactyla, Equidae. The record is from RefSeq and is a predicted model, not a curated record.
AACCGCUCAGCCACGGAGCCAGCCCCACAAUUUAAUUUUAAAAUACUAAUCUUGUUUACACCUUUUCUCCCAAAUGACAACUCAAAUAAUUGCAGCUUUUUCAACCUCAAACAUUUCAAAACAACAAGAAAAAGAAAGCUCUCUUUCCCAUAUAAGAACUCAAAUUUUUGGCUACCUACAACUUGUGAGCUGACUUUAUAAUUUUUCAUCAGUAUCUAUGCCUUCUCAGGCCACUGAACUACUUUUAGAAGUAGACAGUGUUGCUGAUAAUGCAGUACAUCCUGUAAAUUCAACCUCUGCAAAUCACGCCAUCCAGGGCAACUGACUUGGUGAGCAAAAUCUCCAUGCUCACCUGGUCAGCUUCAUCUAGAAAAAUGAGUCUUCUAGCCAAGGUUACAGUGCUUGUUUCUGCCCUGAGUAUGCAAGGAAGUUAAAUAUAACCUCGACAUUUCGAUGAACUUUGUGAGGUUAUUGAAGGUUUGUAUUUUCAAAUGCCUCUGAUUAAUCAAAUUUAAUUAACAGAGAAAAUAUUUAUUUAUGUACAUAGAUAGUGGGGACUAUAUCCUCUUCUUGUUUGUUAUGAGAGGAGAGCAUGGAGAAAAAUCUUGAGAAAAAAUAAGAAUAUCCAUCUUCAAAUAUUUUCAGAAUAUAAAAAAAAUUCUAUUUAGAACGCUCAGAAACUUACACAUGAUAGGAUGUUUUAUCACAGACUCUGGCACAGGAGAUUCCUAGAAAUUAGAAAAAUAGAAUGUUUCUAGUGUAAUAGUGAAUGCAAAAGUAUAUACUCCAAGAAAUAGUUUUUUACAAAAAUGAAGUGGAAACAAGACUCUUAAAACGAGUGUUGAAUAUUUUCCUUUCUGGUUUUUGUUAUUUGUAAAUUGUUCCUUCAGCCACCAAGUGAUACGAUGGUUUCUGAGCAGUGUUUACCUUUGUGAUAACUUCAUCUCCCCCUGUUGUUCAAACUGAUAAAACACAGCCCUCCGGACUCGGGCAAGGUGCUCCCUUCCUGUUAUUUGUAAGCAGACAUGAAGCAGACAGGCCCCUUCUGAAGUUUUCUGCAUGCUGUGUUUUCUCUCCUCGCUGCAACAAGAAAAGCCUUUUUUUUAAUCUGGCUUCCUUUGAAGAAGUGACUCAGACAUCUUCAUGGCCUCUAAAGAUGCACAGAACCACAGAACUAGAGGUCUCCCUGGUUUUCUUCCCGGAGCUCCAGGCCCAGAUCGCAGCCUUCAGCUCUCACCUCCCAACCCAGCGAACCAAGUGUGGCAGCCGGGUCUCGUUCCACCAGGCGGUCUCCCUCCUGGUCUAGAAUAUUUAAGCCAGCUAGACCUGAUAAUUAUACACCAGCAGGUGGAGCUUCUUGGAAUGAUACUCGGCACUGAGACCUCCAACAAAUACGAGAUUAAAAACAGCUUGGGACAAAGACUUUACUUUGCAGUGGAAGAAAGCAUCUGCUUCAAUCGUACUUUCUGCUCCACCCUGCGAGCUUGUACUCUGAAGGUCACAGAUAAUGCGGGUCGGGAGGUGAUGACAGUAAACAGACCCCUGAGGUGUAACAGCUGCUGGUGCCCUUGCUCCCUACAAGAGUUAGAAAUCCAAGCUCCUCCUGGUACUAUAGUUGGUUAUGUUGCACAGAAGUGGGACCCCUUUCUGCCUAAAUUCACAAUCCAAAAUGCAAACAAAGAAGAUAUUUUGAAAAUUGUUGGUCCUUGUGCAACAUGUGGCUGUUUUGGUGAUGUGGAUUUCGAGGUGAAGACCAUUAAUGAAAAGCUCACAAUCGGGAAGAUUUCAAAGUACUGGUCAGGAUUUGUAAACGACGUUUUCACCAACGCUGACAACUUUGGAAUUCACGUUCCUGCGGAUCUGGAUGUGACGGUCAAAGCCGCCAUGAUCGGCGCUUGUUUCCUCUUCGAUUUUAUGUUCUUUGAACAUUCACUGGCUGGACUAUAACAGGCAAGAUGACAAAAGCAAUAAAAUAUGCAGAACAUUUUUCAAAAUCCCUUGGGCUGUGGAUUUCAUUUCUGAAUGGUUUGAGUAUUUGCUUUUUUUUUGUAACAAAAUGUUAAUUAUUAUAUUUAUUAAAGCGUAAUAUAAUGAAGCAAUUA